Messenger RNA from Sphaerodactylus townsendi, 1175 nucleotides. Its product is annotated as prolactin-releasing peptide receptor-like. Gene Ontology annotation, molecular function: neuropeptide binding; neuropeptide Y receptor activity. Bases 4 to 1038 code for a protein of 344 amino acids. Lineage: Eukaryota; Metazoa; Chordata; Lepidosauria; Squamata; Sphaerodactylidae. The record is from RefSeq and is a predicted model, not a curated record. The transcript has a single exon. Gene Ontology annotation, cellular component: neuron projection; plasma membrane. Gene Ontology annotation, biological process: G protein-coupled receptor signaling pathway.
CUGAUGGAGCCCAACCACACCCUCGCGAGGAACUGGAGCGUCCCCGGAGACCCUUUCGUCGGGCUUCAGCUGCUGCUGCAGUUCAAGCCGCUCUUUGUGCCUCUCUACUGCCUCCUGGUGGCGGUGGCGUGCCUCGGCAACUCCUCCUUGGUGCUCUGCAUCGCCGCCGACCGCAAGCUCCACAACGCCACCAACUUCUUCUUGGGCAACCUCUCGGUGGGCGACCUCCUCAUGUGCUUGGCCUGCGUGCCUCUGACAGUCUCUUAUGCUUUCGAGCCCCGCGGCUGGCUCUUCGGGCCUGCCAUGUGCCACGCCGUGGUCCUCCUGCAGGUGGCCACCGUCUACGUCUCGGUCCUGUCUCUCACAGCCAUCGCCGUGGACCGCUAUGUGGUGGUGGCCUACCCGGUGCGGCGACGCAUGGCCCUGCGCUACUGCGGGCUCGUGGUGGCCGCCAUUUGGGUCGCCUCUCUUGCGCUGGCGGUGCCACCUGCAUUGCACUCAACGUACCUGGACCUCAGCAGCAUCGGACAGGAGCUGUACAUCUGCGAAGAGUUCUGGGAUCACAUGGCGACGCAGCAGCUGGCCUAUUCGUGCGCCACGCUUUUUGUCAGCUACAUGGUCCCCCUCUUGGCCGUCACCGUGUCCUAUUGCUCCAUCUCGGCCCACCUCCGCCGCCGGUGCGUUCCCGGCUUGGCCAGCUCCGACCAGAGUCAGUGGAACAGACAGAAGCGUAAAACCUUCGUCCUGCUGGUGGGGUCGGUGUUGGCCUUCGCCUUUUCCUGGAUGCCUCUGCAAGUCCUCAACCUGGUCCGGGACGUGGACCCCGACUUCUCCGUCUUGAGCAAGAGGUACAUCAACGUGGUCCAGCUUUCCUGCCACUUGGUCGCCAUGAGCUCGGCUUGCUACAACCCCUUCAUCUACGCCUCCCUCCACCGCAAGUUCAGGGCCCGCCUGCGGGGCUAUUUCUGCCGCAGGGAGGAGAAACGAGGCAGGGCGGGCCACCCCGAUAACCUCGCCCACGGCACGGCAGCAGUGUGACAAAGCCUUCUUGCUUCAUCGGGACACGCCUCACUGGUUUGCUUUGAUAGCUGCCCAUUUAAACACUGUCCAGCUGUCCGGGCCCUGCGGGACCUUGGUGAGUUCCGCAGGGCCUGUAAGACAGAGCUAUUCCACCG